This is a messenger RNA of Miscanthus lutarioriparius, 1326 nucleotides long. The record is from the annotation of a GenBank genome assembly. Lineage: Eukaryota; Viridiplantae; Streptophyta; Magnoliopsida; Poales; Poaceae.
AUGUUCGACGCUGGCGGCGAGGCUACGAGGAGCGUGGCUGACAUGGUGCCGCUAGUGGACACGCUCCAACGCCUCGGCAUCGACAACCACUUCCGCCAGGAGGUUGACGCCGCGUUAAAACGCAUCAACAGCUGCGAGAGUUUGGACGACGGCCUCCAGAUCGUUGCUCUUCGCUUUCGUCUACUUAGGCAACAUGGCGUCUGGGUCCCUGCAGAUGUAUUCGACAGAUUCAGAGAUGAAAGGACGGGCAGUUUCAGUGAAAGUCUGGCCAGUGAUCCGAGGGGCUUACUGAGCCUAUACAACGCGGCUCACAAGGCAACACCUGGUGAGCAGGCCCUCGACGAAGCCAUCUCCUUCUCCAGGCGGCACCUUGCGUCCAUGAAAGGCAGGCUCCCGUCGCCACUGGAAGAGCAAGUGUCCCGUGCCCUCGACAUCCCACUCGCACGCCUGCCAAAGCGGUUGGAGACGAUGCACUACGUCGUAGAGUAUGGCAAAGAAGAGGAGCACGACGCCGUGCUCUUGGAGCUCGCGAGGCUGGACUUUGACUUGCUCAGGUUUCUUCACCUCAGGGAGCUAAAGGACCUGUCAUUGUGGUGGAAGGAUCUCUGUGGCAAUGUGAAACUAAACUACGCCCGAGACCGGCUAGUGGAGAACUACUUCUGGACGUGUGGGGUGUUCCAUGAGGAGGAAUACUCUCGUGCGCGAAUGCUGUUUGCCAAGACAUUCGGGUUGCUGUCCUUGAUGGAUGACACAUGGGAUGAAACCACUGCUUCCAUUCUUCCAGAGUACAUGAAAAUGUUCUACAUCAAUCUUGUGAGGAGCUUUCAAGAGUUUGAGCAUAGUUUGCAGCCAAAUGAGAAGUACCGCGUAUCCUAUGCAAAGCAAGCGUUUAAACUGUCAUCAAAGUACUAUCUGGACGAGGCCAAAUGGUGCAGUGAGAAAUACGCGCCGAGCUUCAAAGAGCACAUGGAGGUGUCUGUCAUGUCGUCAGGCUUCCCAACACUAGCCGUGGUGCUGCUUAUGGGUGCAGGUGACAUGGCGACCAGGGAGGCGUUCCAGUGGGAGAUCGGCGUCCCGGACGUGGUCACCGCCAGUGGAGAGGUCGCUCGUUUCCUCAACGACAUCGCUUCGUACAAGAAGGGGAAGAACAAGAAGGACGUGGCAAGCUCCGUGGAAUGCUACGCCAAGGAGCAUGCAUGGCACCUGGCGGUGAACCUGACCAAGACGCUGGAGGUCAUAUACCUUGGCGGCAGAGAUGCCUACACCUUUGCUGCCGACCUCAAGGAUCUCGUCGUCUCCCUCUUUCUCAACGGCCCUACUGUUUGA